Messenger RNA from Selaginella moellendorffii, 2702 nucleotides. RefSeq lists its product as uncharacterized. The transcript has 2 exons. Bases 567 to 2471 code for a protein of 634 amino acids. Lineage: Eukaryota; Viridiplantae; Streptophyta; Lycopodiopsida; Selaginellales; Selaginellaceae. The record is from RefSeq and is a predicted model, not a curated record. Gene Ontology annotation, biological process: positive regulation of growth.
UCGUCUUUGCCUUUGCGCGUACGCCGUGAGAGAGAGAGUGAGAGAGAGAGAAAGAGUCUCUCUUCUCUCGCGCUUAGGGCAUUGGCAUUCACUCUGGGCGCAUUCACUCCCAUUGAUUUCCUCGUGCCCUCUCUCCCUCUCUCCUUUUCUGCGCCCUUGCCCUUGAAUCGCGUCUCCAGCAGGGGCUAUGGCGGUAGCAGGAAGACCGGCGAGCGGCAGCUCGAUGGACUGGCUUGAUUCUCUCGAGCGAGCGUCAGCAAUCCAGUCUCUGGACCGGGCUGGAGAUUGUUAGGUGAGGAGCUGUUCGUGGGUCGCUCGGCUUUCCCCCCCUGCGGCAUUGAUUUGAGGAGACUACUAGGCUAUGGCGAAUGCGCGCUGCCAGAUCCAGGAAUUCCCGGCGCUAGGGUUCUUCGCGAGGCAGCGCACUGGCGAUGGGGUCUCGGGAUCAUCCGUGGUUUUCAGCGCCGUGGAAGCUCUGGCUAUGGCGGGCGGGGAGUGAUAGAGCAAGCCCUGGCUAUGGCGGAGUGGAGGAACUAGAACGCGGCUCAGGAUAGGAUUCGGGUGUCAUGGGGCAAGUGAGCUCGAUCAAGGCGGCGGCAGGGAAAUUGGAUAAGCGGCGCGGCGGCGGCGGCGGUGGCGGCGGUGGGCGGGGCGACAAGGCAAAGAUCUCCAUCCUGGCAUUCGAGGUGGCCAACGUCAUGUCCAAAUCGAUCGUGCUGUGGCAGUCGCUGAGCGACCAGGAGAUGAUCCGGCUGCGCGGCGAGGUGAUCCGGGCGGAGGGCGUGCUCAAGCUCGUCUCGGACAGCGAGGCGGCGCUGCUGGGGCUGGCGUGCCGCGAGAAGCUCCAGGACCUGGUGGCGCUGGCGGGAUCGGUGGCGCGGCUGGGCAAGCGGUGCCAGGAGGCUGCGCUGCAGGGAUUCGAGCACGUCUUCGCGGACAUCCUCCGCCAGGCCAUCGACGUGAGCGCGCUCGAGUUUAGCGCGCGGGAGAUGGAGGCCAAGGUGAAGAAGAUGGAGCGCUACAUCGCCAGCACCAGCAACCUCUACCAGGAGCUGGAGAUCCUGGCGGACCUGGAGCAGGCGGUACGGCGGAUCCACGAGGACGAUCCGGAGGCCUCGUCGCAGCAGCGGGACAACCUCAGCGCGCUCGAGCACAAGAUCUCGUGGCAGCGGCAGGAGAUCAAGUACCUGCGUGACAUGUCGCUGUGGAACCGCACGUAUGACAAGAUCGUCAUGCUGCUCGCCCGGACCAUCUGUACGAUCCAUGGCCGGAUCGUCAGCGUCUUCGGUCCCCCGGCCGCAUUGGAUCACGGGAACUGCAACAGCGGCUUCCUCGGCCUGGGCGAGUUCGCGAGGUUCGAUCGAUGCGGCCGGUUCUCACAGCAGCUCUCGGCGAAUCACUCGCAAGUUCUUUCCCAGCAGCAGCAGCAGCAGCAGCAGCAGCAGCAGCAGACGGUUUCCUCUGGAUCGUUUCUCCAGUUUUGUGGUGGCGGAGGUGGUGGUGGAGGAGGUGGCGGUGCCAAAGGUGGUGCUAAACCACAGACGUUCGUGGAAGCGUGCAAUGGCUCUGCUACGUCGCCUUGCAAUGGAUCGUCGCUGGGAGCUUCCACGUCGCCAUCGUCGGGGACGGAGACCUCGCAAGCAACGUCCCCGGUGGAGCAGUCGGCGGAGGUGACGCGGAGGACUUCCUCGGCGGAGGUGGCGGUGAUGGAUCCUUCCGCCAAGAACUCGUCGCUCGCGACCGAUGCUCCUCAAGAACACCCGGCAGCGAUACAAGAGGUGAGAUCCUUCGUUACCACCAACGGGUACCGGAACGGAUCGAGCAGGACCUUCCUGUCGCAGCCAUCGAGGCACCACGUUCCGAACGGGAGGCUGACGAGCAGCCGGCUCUUCUUCGAUCCGAAGUUCAUCCAGCAGACGGCGCCAUCGUCGACGCUGGGCGGCUCGGCGCUGGCGCUCCACUACGCAAACGUGAUAAUCAUUGUGGAGAAGAUGGUCAAGUUCCCGCAGCUGGUUGGCAACGACGCGCGCGACGAUCUCUACCGGAUGCUCCCCAAGAGCGUCCGGGUGGGACUCCGCACCAGGCUGAGGGCCUGCUUCAAGCCCAGCAAUGGCGGCGGCGGUGGCGAGGCGGCGGUGCUCCGGCUGGAAAACUCCACCGCGGCGGCGUGGCGGGAGAGCCUGGAGGAGAUUCUUGGGUGGCUGGCGCCGCUGGCGCACAACAUGAUCCGGUGGCAGUCGGAGCACAACUUCGAGCAGCAGGUUGUGUCGCGGACGAAUGUGCUGCUGCUCCAGACGCUCUUCUUCGCGGACCAGAUCAAGGCGGAGGCGUCCAUCGUGGAGCUCCUGGUGGGGCUCAACUAUCUGUGCUGGUACGAGAAGGAGAUGAAGGCGAGCAUCCCGGCGCUCGACUACGCGGCGGCGGCGGCGGCGAGCAAGGAUCUGGACGAGUAUCUGGAUUGGCAGUUUUAGCGCACUCUCUCGAGUUGGAGAUCUCUGCGUGAGACUGGCUUCUUCCCCGCGACCAAGGACGAGAGAGGAGGAGAACGGCGAAAUUGUACAUUGUUUGUAGCGAGUGCUCUCUAUCUUUAGUCAGCUCUAGUCAAUGGUGGCCGAGUCAAAGCACAAUAUCUAGCAACAGUGUAACCAGCUAUAGUCAACGGUGGCACAGUAUGUAGUCAAUGCUAGUCAAUAUUUAGCCAA